This is a messenger RNA of Pneumocystis jirovecii RU7, 888 nucleotides long. RefSeq lists its product as uncharacterized. The coding region runs from base 1 to 888 and encodes 295 amino acids. NCBI's taxonomy places the organism in Eukaryota, Fungi, Ascomycota, Pneumocystomycetes, Pneumocystales, Pneumocystaceae. The transcript has 2 exons. Gene Ontology annotation, molecular function: oxidoreductase activity. The record is from RefSeq and is a predicted model, not a curated record.
AUGUAUAAUGUUUCUAGAACUGUUUCCUUGUUUUGGAAAAGAAUUAGGUUUACGUCAAUAUGUUUGUCUGUUUUUGGAGUUGGAUCUUUAUAUUAUUAUGUUUCAAGUCAAGAGAAAGAUUAUUUGAACCAAGAUUCUUAUUCUUCUUGUAUAAUUCGUAAGGUUCGCCGUUUAUCUGCUUCAACAUGUUUAUAUGAACUUGAAUUUAAUCGUCCGUCUAAGCAUUUUGAAGAUUUGCCGAUUCAGAGUGUUUUAUUGAAGAAUUCUGAUAUGCAGAUACAACGUCACUAUACUCCCAUUUUUCUUGAUCCUUCUAGUGUUGUUUUGCUUGUUAAAUGUUAUGAAGAUGGAGAAGUGAGUCGUUGGAUUCAUAAAAAAUGUAUAGGUGAUCGUAUUGAACUUCGAGGGCCAUUUUUAGAAUGGGCAUGGGAUAAGUAUCGCUGGAAAAGGGUUCUUUUUAUUGCGGGUGGUACGGGAAUUGCGCCAGCUUAUCAGCUUUUAUCUUAUGUUUUUAAAAAUAGAGAUGAACAUACUCCUGAAUUCCAUUUGAUGUAUGCAAAUAGAACUCCAAAUGAGAUAUUGUUAAAGGAAGAAUUAGAUUGCUUACAAAGAAAAUAUCCAAAAAAUCUUAAAAUUACAUACUUUGUAGACAUGUCUUUAGAUAAUAAGGUUUCUGAUAAAUAUUUUGUCAGAACAAUCAAUUUGCAAGAUAUAAAACAUGCGUUUCCUUCUUCAAUUCAUGCUGAUCCACAUACUAUUGUUUUAGUAUGUGGAACGGAUGGAUUUGUAAGUUAUAUUGCAGGCCCUAAUGGCAUAUUGCAUCGAGAACAAGGAAGUCGUGGAGGGUUAUUAGAAAAAACGAAUUAUUUAAACGUUUGGAAAUUAUAA